Penicillium paradoxum is the source of this 2265-nucleotide messenger RNA. RefSeq names its product transcription factor domain-containing protein. Gene Ontology annotation, molecular function: zinc ion binding; RNA polymerase II cis-regulatory region sequence-specific DNA binding; DNA-binding transcription factor activity, RNA polymerase II-specific. Gene Ontology annotation, cellular component: chromatin. NCBI's taxonomy places the organism in Eukaryota, Fungi, Ascomycota, Eurotiomycetes, Eurotiales, Aspergillaceae. The record is from RefSeq and is a predicted model, not a curated record. Gene Ontology annotation, biological process: regulation of transcription by RNA polymerase II; DNA-templated transcription. The coding region runs from base 1 to 2265 and encodes 754 amino acids. The transcript is spliced from 3 exons.
AUGUUGAGUAGCAAGCCCUAUCAGUGCCAGCGAUGCUCAAGGGCAUUUGCACGUCUAGAACAUCUCCAAAGACACGAUCGCUCACAUACAAAAGAGAAACCCUUUGUUUGCACGCAGUGCCCCAAGGCCUUUACUCGAAAAGACUUGUUGGCCCGUCAUGAGCGUCUUUCUCACAACCCCGACGCGAGUCCGGCUAGUAACCAGGCACAGACGCCCUCAUCUGCGCAUCCCAUCCUAGACGGACUGGAUACCUUGGCGUCUGUAGCGAAGAGUAGCGCACGAUCUAAUCAUAGCUCUGUGCAGGAGCCCAAUGAGCAUUUUUCGGGAUUAUCACCGGCCCUGCACCGCCCGAUACUGGGUGCUCAGUUGACAAGCACGGAUACUCCCUCUGCAGGACCCACCACUCCAAUCCUAGGCUCUGAAUUUGGUUACAACCUGAGCGGAUUUGCGUCUAGCUCUUAUCAUGGGCAUGAUUUCACCUCUUUUCUGGAUAGCGUCGCUUUGCCGAAUCAUCCGUUCUCGCCGGCCUAUCAGCCACUCCCUUUGUUCCCGCUGCAAUUUUCACCUCAGGACUAUAAUCAAUCCUCUGAUAGAGAGCUCCUGACUGAGAACACCACCUCAACUUCUUCGAGUUCUGUACUUCCCCGACAUGGAGCCCACCUGCCAUCGCUCCAGCCAGAGGGAUAUCACACUAUCCCCAAGGCGCGCCAGCCCACGGGGUUUGUACCUGUUACGGCUCAAUGUCGGGAAAGACUCUUGAACGAGUUAUCUGAAUAUGCCAACGUGGUCCCAGAUCUGUCACUGCCAUCUCGACAUGCACUAUCCCGAUGUUUGACCGGAUAUCUAACCGGCUUCCAUGAUCACUACCCGUUCUUGCAUAUCCCGACGCUCGAUGUAGACACCAUGACAUUGCCGCUCUUUCUAUCAAUGGCAGCGCUGGGCGCACGGUAUUGCCGUGAACCAGACACCAGUAUGCGUCUCUACCAACUUGCUAAACCGGUGACUUUAGAGCAUGUCCGCAGGGUUUUCCAGUCGGGCGAUCUACCCCAGGUCAAUGUGGCCAAUGAUACCGAUGCCCUUGAAACAUUGCAAGCUUUGAUAUAUCUAACCUCGGUGUCGUUAUGGUUUAUCAAAAACCCCCCAUGGCACGAAGGGCUUUCAUAUCGCAGUCUGAUGGAAAUGCUUCUCCGACAAGGAGGACUCAACCGGCUACCCGAGCACGACGGGACAUGGAGUAGCUGGAUACGGUAUGAAUGCGUCAAGCGCACUAAAUUAAUUGUUUUCUGUUUUUUCGGCAUUCAAACUAUCGUGUUCGAUGUACCACCAGUGAUCCUCACGGAGGAUUUCGCCCUCGAGCUACCAUGCACGGAGAAAGAAUGGCAAGCCGCACGCGCAGACCUGUGGCAGGCCGAGCGCAUCAAGUUUUCCGGCGAACCGAAAUUUCAAGAUGCCCUCUCCGCCCUCUUUGGACCUUCUACCGACGUGGAACGGUUCUCCUCGCUCGGCGGCUACAUCUUAAUCCAUGCGAUCUUGCAAGACAUUUGGCUAAUGACAAAAGCCAGCCGACUAUCCGCAUCACGACGAGAUCGGUUUGCGUCUUCAUCAAUCACAUGCACACCCGAGCUCGUCCAAGUCGAACAAGCAUUGGAACGCUGGUGCCAGUGCUGGGAGCGCAAUCAAGAAUCCUCAAUUGAUCCACUCAGCCCCAAUGGCCCACUCUCCUUCACCUCCGCGGCCCUUCUUCGACUGGCAUAUAUCCGCCUCAACGCAGACUGCAGCUCAGCCCGCCAACUGCAGACUUGGGACCCUGUUCAAAUUGCAACAAGUCUCCGAGAGAACCUGACCGUUCACCGCGGUGACCGUCUCACUCGCGCGGCACUUCACUGCGCGCAUGCGCUCAGCACACCUGUCAAGCUCGGUAUUGACUAUGUUGCACACUCGCAGGUCGCUCUGUGGUCCAACCAGCACGCAUUGUGCUCCCUAGAGUGCGCGGUGCUGUUGGCCAAAUGGCUCGAAGCAGUGACAGUGCCGGAGCCGGAGCCGCCGUUGACAGAGCAGGAGAUUCGGCUGCGAGAUUUCGUGCUCGAGAUGGUUAUGGAGGUGCAGCAUGGUGUAUCAAGGGAAUGGCUGCUUGCUACUAAUACGCGACUCAGUGCUGCGAUCACACGGUUGUGGGCGCGGCUAUUCACGGCGGAUCACAUUUGGGAGAUGGUUGCUUUGAUCGGAAAAUCCUUGAAAAGUUACGCGGACUUGUUAGAGCAGUAG